Molecule: messenger RNA, 1584 nt
Organism: Trypanosoma cruzi
Lineage: Eukaryota; Euglenozoa; Kinetoplastea; Trypanosomatida; Trypanosomatidae
Exons: 1
Coding region: 1-1584 (527 amino acids)
Biological process (GO): microtubule-based movement
Cellular component (GO): microtubule; kinesin complex
Molecular function (GO): microtubule motor activity; microtubule binding; ATP hydrolysis activity
Source: RefSeq, a predicted model, not a curated record
AUGAAGGGACAUAUUCGCGUUUUGGUACGAGUGCGGCCGCCAUUUCGUCUUUUGCAUGAGCAAUACGUUGGAAUGGAAGGAAACAACCCAAUGUCUGUCCGUGACACUGUGGACGAGUCACGCAUGACGACAGACGAAAGGCGCAACACGAUUACUAUCACUGACUCUCGUGGGGAAUCGAAGCAGUUCAACUUUUACCGCGUCUUUUCGGAAAGCUCCACGCAGGCGGAAGUGUUUGUUGAAGUUUUGCCGCUUGUGCAACUUGCUUGCGAUGGGGUGAAUGUCUCGGUGUUGGCGUAUGGACAGACUGGGAGUGGCAAGACGUACACCAUAUUGGGCGGCGACGGGAAUCAAAGCAACACGGAGGCAAAGGGAGACGAAGGAAAUAAAGAAAACGAUGAUGAUGGAAUUGUACCGCGCUCGUUACGCAUGUUAUUUCAACACCUACAAGUUGAGGCAGCGACAGAGGCAGUCGUCAUGCCGCGUGAAGAUGACAAUUGUAAUGACGACGAACGCGCUUCCUCUACUUAUGAGGUUUCUUGUAGUCUUCUGGAAUUGUAUAAUGACAAGGUAAGAGAUUUACUUGCGCCCCCACAAGUGAUCAUCCCCAAUUUUCAAUUGCGCAAAAGUAACGUUUCAGAGCAACGUGGAAAAACACAGGUAACACCACAGUGUAAUUUGAAGAUUGGAUCCGAUGGCCUCACGCAUGUAGUGGGCCUUACACAACACGUGGUGUGUGAUGCAGGGGAAGCGCUGAGGACUCUUCGUGAAGGUGCCUCUCGACGUCAGGUCCAUGCUACACAACAGAACUGUCAUUCAAGUCGAUCCCAUCUCAUCUUCACUGUUUACCUCACACAGAAACGCCGCAUUCCCUUUCGAAACGACGCAUCCACCACACGUGCAUCGUCUACUUUCCUCAGGCAAAUGGAGAGCAAGUUGGUUUUUGUGGAUUUGGCGGGUUCGGAGAGGAUUUCAAAGUCACAGAGCGUGGGAGACCGCUUGUUGGAGGCACGACACAUAAAUAAGAGUCUGGCCGCAUUGGGUGACGUCGUGGCAACCCUCUCCAAUGCGACAAUAUCUAACACCGCAGCAGUUCAUGUUCCUUACCGGAACAGUACCCUCACUGGGCUUCUGCAGGAUGUGAUUGGGAACCGUAGCAAGACGGUGCUUCUCGCUUGUGUGGGUCCAAGUGAUCCGCCAUACGAGAAUAACACAGCCGAGACGGUGACCACGCUAAAGUUUGCCAGUCGAGUGAGGUGUGUACGAAACUUUGCGCCGCUAUUCCCAACAACAGGAGCAACUGGAGACGGUGAUCCCAUGAAGGGCCCCGGGACGGAUAAUUUGGAGCCGGAUGUGGAUCCCUCACACAUCUCCUCUUCCUUGGGACGGGGCGCCAAGAAACUGUGGAUGCGGCCGACAAAAUUGUCAAAACAAAGAACCAAUAUUGCAGCUCGUUUCAGACUUGUUGCGGCGAACGAGGCUGAGAAAACGGAGGACGGCGGACGGACGCGAUCACCCGCACCGUCCUGGCCACCGAAGGGCAAUAACCCUCAUGCCGAACAGCGACCUAGAAUGCGUUUUUAG